Molecule: messenger RNA, 1500 nt
Organism: Fusarium keratoplasticum
Lineage: Eukaryota; Fungi; Ascomycota; Sordariomycetes; Hypocreales; Nectriaceae
Product: MFS domain-containing protein
Exons: 4
Coding region: 1-1500 (499 amino acids)
Biological process (GO): transmembrane transport
Molecular function (GO): transmembrane transporter activity
Source: RefSeq, a predicted model, not a curated record
AUGACGUCUUCCACCCGUUCGGCCGAGAAGCCAACCACUUCGGACCUCGAAAUCGCCCAAGGGAAUGACUUUGAUGCUGUGGCAUCCCCUGAAAACAAGGCCGGGGCUACUGAGAGUGCCUUGGAAUCAAGUGACGAGACAGACACGAUAGUCCAGUCAAAGUACGACUCGAGCUGGAUUCGUAGAGUAACGACACCAAAGAACUGCCGAUGGGAUGAUAAAUCUCCGCCUGCGCUGACCAUGGCGCAUUGCUUGCUAUAUGCUAUGUCUGCUGCUUUUACCGUGGCCAAUCUCUACUACAAUCAGCCUAUUCUCAACAAGAUAGCUGCCGACUUUAAAGUCACUUAUGAGGAAUCAUCUCAAGUUGCAACCUUGCUGCAGUCGGGUUACGCUGCGGGACUUGUAUUUGUCUUACCUCUAGGUGACAUUCUCGAGAGACGUCCUUUCAUUAUCUCACUCAUCAUUGUUACUGCGACUCUUUGGAUAGGUCUCUGCGUGACCAACGACUUUACAGUCUUUCGCGCCCUGUCUUUCAUAUGCGGUGUUACCACAGUCACGCCUCAAUUGAUGAUCCCCCUCGUGGGAGACUUUGCUCCUCCACGUCGGAAGGCAUCUCUCUUGGCUAUUGUCGUUUCUGGGCUCAUGCUCGGUCUCUUGAUGGCCAGGUUCCUGUCUGGAGUUGUCUCCAAUUAUACCAGUUGGCGCAACAUCUACUGGUUCUCCUGUGGCGCCCAGUAUCUACUCGCCUCGGUGCUCUUCUUGUUCAUGCCUGAUUAUCCUUCUACUAACCCGGAUGGCCUCAACUAUUUCCGUGCCCUUUGGUCGAUUCCUUAUAUGAUGGCUACAGAACCGGUUCUUAUCCAGUCCUGCCUCAUCGCCUUUACCCUCUCGACCAUCUUUACUUCGUUCUGGACAACCCUCACCUUCUUGCUGGCGUCUCCCCCUUAUGACUACUCAUCGCUACAGAUUGGUCUCUUUUCUCUGACUGCGAUCGCAACCAUCAUUUCAAUCCCUCUCAUUGGAAGGCUCAUCGAUCGUUUCGUGCCCCUGCUGUCAACAAUCGCCGGCCAGAUCCUCGCGCUGAUUGGCACUCUUGUUGGCACAUUCAUCAGUAAAUCCACCGUGGCAGGACCCAUCAUCCAGGCCAUCGGCAUCGACAUUGGUAUGCAGACAGCUCAGGUGGCAAACCGCGCCGCCAUCUUCAACAUCAACCCCAGGGCGCGCAACCGGGUAAACACAGCAUACAUGGCUUUGGCGUUUGUAGGUCAGUUGACGGGUACGGCUGUUGGAAACAAGCUGUAUGCCGAUGGAGGUUGGAAACGGAGUGGCGCUUGUAGCAUUGCCUUUGUCGGAGCUUCAAUUAUCUUUUCCCUGGCGAGGGGCCCUAGAGAGACGGGCUGGAUUGGAUGGACAGGAGGAUGGCAUCCACGAAGAGAUGAUAUACCACCUCCUGCUCCGCGGGACGAGGAGACGAGCCAGCCAGAAGCUACAAAAGAAUAG